This is a messenger RNA of Drosophila guanche, 1954 nucleotides long. RefSeq names its product glutamine synthetase 2 cytoplasmic (gene Gs2). NCBI's taxonomy places the organism in Eukaryota, Metazoa, Arthropoda, Insecta, Diptera, Drosophilidae. The record is from RefSeq and is a predicted model, not a curated record. Gene Ontology annotation, cellular component: cytoplasm. Gene Ontology annotation, molecular function: glutamine synthetase activity. The coding region runs from base 160 to 1269 and encodes 369 amino acids. The transcript has 5 exons.
AUAACGCUUUCCAGCUUAGUCGUGUUCCAGUAACGCUUCCGCGCGCAACCUAACUAAAAAAGACACCACCACCCAACACCCACAACCAAGGACACUUGGGCAUUUCCUAAGCACAAAUAAAGUUCAGAGUGUGAGAAAUCCAAAAGAAACAAAAACAGUAUGUCCGGUAGAAUCCUGGAAGACUCGCCCAAUGCGCGCAUCAACAAGACCAUUCUUGACCGCUACCUGUCGCUGCCGCUAGAGGAUAACGUGGUCCAGGCCACCUAUGUGUGGAUUGAUGGCACCGGCGAGGAUCUGCGCUGCAAGGAUCGCACGCUCGACUUUAUCCCAACGAGUCCCAAGGAAUUGCCUGUGUGGAAUUAUGAUGGCAGCUCGUGCUAUCAGGCCGAGGGCUCCAAUUCGGACACCUAUCUGUAUCCGGUGGCCAUCUACAAGGACCCCUUCCGCCGUGGCAACAACAUUCUCGUGAUGUGCGACACCUACAAGUUCGAUGGCACGCCCACCGAAACCAACAAGAGGAAGACCUGCUUGGAGGUGGCCAACAAGUGCCUCGAUGAGGUGCCAUGGUUUGGCAUUGAGCAGGAGUACACCUUCCUUGACUUCGAUGGCCAUCCAUUGGGUUGGCCCAAGAAUGGUUUCCCCGGUCCCCAGGGUCCCUACUACUGCGGUGUGGGCGCCAAUAAGGUGUAUGCCCGUGACAUUGUGGAUGCUCAUUAUCGUGCCUGUCUGUAUGCUGGCGUCAAGGUGUCCGGCACCAAUGCCGAGGUGAUGCCCGCCCAAUGGGAAUUCCAGGUGGGACCCUGUGUGGGCAUCUCCAUUGGCGAUGACUUGUGGAUGGCUCGCUUCCUCUUGCACCGCAUCUCGGAGGAGUUUGGCAUUGUGUCCACUUUGGACCCCAAGCCCAUGCCAGGUGACUGGAACGGCGCUGGUGCCCACACCAAUGUCUCCACCAAGGCCAUGCGGGAGGAUGGUGGCAUUCGGGAUAUUGAGAAGGCCGUGGCCAAGCUGGCCAAGUGCCAUGAGCGUCACAUUCGCGCCUACGAUCCCAAACAGGGACAGGACAAUGCCCGGCGCCUGACCGGCAAGCACGAGACGAGCUCCAUCAAUGACUUCAGCGCUGGAGUGGCCAACCGCGGCUGCAGCAUACGCAUUCCCCGUGGCGUCAACGAUGAUGGCAAGGGCUAUUUCGAGGAUCGCCGCCCCAGCUCCAACUGCGAUCCCUACUCCGUGGUGGAGGCCAUCUUGCGGACCAUCUGCCUGGACGAGUAAACGUGACAUGGAGGGCAAAGUCGCCAUUUUAUAUCCAUCUCUAUGCAGCAUUGUUUUGCUGCCCUGUUAUUGAUUUCUAAUCUUGUUGUUAACCCAUCGAUCCACUGAUCCAUUGACCCGCACCUCUACCCGUACCCGUAACCGUACCCGAACCCGACACCAGACACCAGACCAACGCGGCAAUCCGAACCGAGACGCGGUCUCUCGGCGGUGGCGACAAUAUGUAUACCUACCAUAUCUACCGUUAGACAUUAGUCAUAGGCGCAAUUAAAUUUACCUAACGUAUUUUCCCCCACUGAAGUUCCUGAAGCUAAAGGGCAGGAUCCAGAGACAGAAUUACUCUCUCGUACUUCUAGCUAAGAUUUUCCAAUGAAUUUUUUUUUGUGUUUGUUUUUUUCUAGCUUCUGUUGUUAGGUUUUAGUGUGAGGAUGUUUUUUUUUUUUGUUUGUUGUUGAAUGAUUAACAAGUAGAGCAAGAAUCCAAAAAGAAAUACCCACCCCCUAGAAGAGAAUGGUGGGAGACGAAAAUAUAAAGCUGUAGCAUCAAAUACACCCCCAGACCCCAUCCCUAUAAUUGUUAAUGAUAUUAAUUUACAUUUACGAGUAAUCCUAAACUACAUAUACAACAUACUCUCUAGUUAAGUAAAUGCACUAAAAAAUAAACAAAAAAAUAUAUUACAAAAAUA